CCCUGGGAUGACCUGGAACGAAAAGAGCGAGCCAAAUUGGGUCGGGCACCUCGUGCUGAAGCGUCGCAUGGCAGGAAACCCAUUGCUUGUCUUCGACUAUGCUGUCGGGGGCCAAGAUCUGGAGGGCUUUCGUCAACAGGUCAGAAUCAACUAUUCCAACUCUAUAGCUACCAAGCCGGGAUGGGCUCCCUGGACCGCCGAAGACACGUUGUUCGUGUCUUGGAUUGGUAUCAACGACUGCGGGAAGUUCUACGGACACUUUGAUAACGCCGUAGCUUCUGACGCUUAUCAGGAGAGACUCUUUCAGUCUUUGCAUGAGGUGUACGGCACUGGAGCACGGAACUUCUUGUUCAUCGAUGUGCCUCCAAUGGAGCGUGCUCCAGGAUUACGGCGGGCAAACGCAGUCACCCGUGCGGCCAUGUAUAGCCGCUGGAACACUUCCUUACAUUCAGGCGUGCAACGCUUCGCAAACAGCCACGACGACGCCUCAGUGAUGCUCCUCUCGUCCCAUGAGCUCUUCCACAAAGUGCUCGCUAAUCCUGAGAACUACGACCUUGACGAGAGCGAGGUCAAUGACGAGGGUGGUCCUGUCUGGUUUGACUACAUUCAUAUUACUUCGAAGAUGCACGGCAUUGUCGCGAGUGCGAUAGAACAGUUCCUGUCUGCGCAAGCGCCCCUAGGUAGCGGCUGAUACAACCCCGGUCAAGAGCACACGCACACCCCUGUAUGUAGAAAGCUGUAUCUCAAGCAGCUCUCCCACCUCUCCGCCUUCACUUUCCCUCUGUAUACUACAUUCUCUCACUAAAAUGAUGAGCUCAG
This is a messenger RNA of Phanerochaete carnosa HHB-10118-sp, 819 nucleotides long. RefSeq names its product carbohydrate esterase family 16 protein. Gene Ontology annotation, molecular function: hydrolase activity, acting on ester bonds. NCBI's taxonomy places the organism in Eukaryota, Fungi, Basidiomycota, Agaricomycetes, Polyporales, Phanerochaetaceae. The coding region runs from base 8 to 691 and encodes 227 amino acids. The transcript has 4 exons. The record is from RefSeq and is a predicted model, not a curated record.